Torulaspora delbrueckii is the source of this 849-nucleotide messenger RNA. RefSeq names its product phosphoric diester hydrolase (gene USB1). Bases 1 to 849 code for a protein of 282 amino acids. Gene Ontology annotation, molecular function: nuclease activity. Gene Ontology annotation, biological process: U6 snRNA 3'-end processing. The record is from RefSeq and is a predicted model, not a curated record. Lineage: Eukaryota; Fungi; Ascomycota; Saccharomycetes; Saccharomycetales; Saccharomycetaceae. The transcript has a single exon.
AUGGACUCGAUAGCAGAUAAUUACGCUUCGAGUGAUAGUGAGAUAGAUUCUGACGAGAAGAAGAGUUCGUUGGGGUCCUCUAGUGAAACUCUGCUUGCUCGUUUACCCGCUGAGAUCGCCGAAAAGUAUAGUCUUCACCCAAGUAUACCUAAAACCAGUAGCAUGUCACUAAGAGGUGCGAACAAGGGUGUACAGUAUUGGAGCACCUUUCUUUACUAUGAAUGGCGCCCCAGCCGGCAGGAGAGGAUGCAACUCAUGAAAAUAGUCGAGAACUUCAACAGCUACUGUCGAGAAAGCAAAUUGCCUCUGACUAAACAGUUAUACUUUGAGCCAUUGCAUGUAAGCUCUCUAGGCGCUCCUUUAGCCUUACAUGUUUCGCUUUCUCAAACAAUCAAUUUUGAGAGUGAAGCCGAUCGAGACACCCUGUUCAAAUCAUUACAAGCAAAAGUCCGAAGUUCUACGGAAUUAAACCCCUUCAUGAUGAUUUUUCAACCAAUACUUAGAGUCCUCCCCUCCUACGCAAAAGAUUCACUCUUCCUGAUAUUGCCCGUCGACCCUGGCAUCAAAAAUCGAGAGAUGACACCUAUCAAUAAAAUAAUACGGGAGGCUCUAACUGAAACUUUCCCGCAGAAACGAGCAGAGGAAAUUCAGAAGCUCUCAUGUAUGCCACCUUCAACACAUUUAUCCAUAGCUAUGGCUACCAACGCACCAAGAUCUGCGCUUGACAAUUUGAAUAUUUUGAAUACUUUGAUCCCUGAAGAACAAAUUAACGACAAGAUAGAGUUCCCAGUGAACAGUUUGAAAUUUGACAAGAACCGACAGGUAUUGAGCAUCCCGCUAGGCAGCUAG